AUGGCGGAGGCAGCAGCUUCACAUUCCUACAAGCUGGGGCUCAAUCAGAUCGGCUAUGCGACAUUGGUGGUUUGCAUCUUCUUCGUUGUGCUGUCUAUUGCAGCAGUCGGUCUACGAAUUGCCACUCGGCGGAUGAUGGGCAACAGAUUGGGAAUGGACGACUGGCUGGUCAUUGCUAGUGUCUUCGUCUUUUUGGGCUUUUGCAGCAAUUCUUUGGUAGGAGUUUACACCUACGGGGGUGGACAAGUCUAUACCAAUGAGCUAGAAGCCCAAAAGAAGCUUACACAGUAUAUGAAAUCCGAGUACGCCGUUCCACCACUCUACGCCGUGAACGUGACCUUGGUGAAGAUAUCGAUUCUAUGUUUCUACCAUCGCAUCUUCUCUGUCGCCAGUUUCCGCCGCAUCAACUACGGUGUAGGUAUCUUCUGUCUUGUGUGGUUUGUGGCCGCCUUCAUUGGGGACUUACUAUACUGCAUCCCCAUCCGGCACUUCUGGGAUCCCACUGUGGCUGGCCAUUGCUUUAACUUCCCGAGUUAUUUUCUAGCAAUGGAGCUCAUAGAUAUCCUGCUAGACGUGACUAUCAUUGUUCUUCCUCUCAGGACUAUUUCAAGCCUGCAACUCUCUUUUCGAAAGAAGGUAGCUUUGCUAGGUGUCUUUUUGCUCGGAUCUUUUGUCAUUGUGACGGGUGCUGUUCGCAUCGCCUACGUCUACCGACCGGGUGAUGACCUUCGUCAAGCCUCUCUCUGGUCGGUAAUAAAUCUUGGUGUCGCCAUUCUCUGUGCCUGUCUGCCCAUCUAUCGCCCUUUGCUCCCCAAAUUUGGCCAACUCGGAAGCCUUGUACGCAGUUACUACGAUAAGCCUUCGAAGGGCGAUGGCAGCCACUUGCCUUCUACCAACUCGGAAAGGUCAAACAUGAACAGCUACGAGUCUCGUUCCGCCAACUAUUACAAGAUGAAUGAUAGUCAAAGUGACGCUCUACCUUUAACCAAUAUCGCAGUGGGUGAUCAUCGGAGUUUCGAGAGGGAUCUCCAAGGCAUUCGAGUGCAACGAGAGGUGGAGGUUGUUUAA
Penicillium longicatenatum is the source of this 1068-nucleotide messenger RNA. RefSeq lists its product as uncharacterized. The coding region runs from base 1 to 1068 and encodes 355 amino acids. The record is from RefSeq and is a predicted model, not a curated record. The transcript has 3 exons. Lineage: Eukaryota; Fungi; Ascomycota; Eurotiomycetes; Eurotiales; Aspergillaceae.